GCCUUUUACCUGUUCCCAUUUCACUCACUGUGCGAAGUUAGGGUUUUUGGGAGACUGAAACAAGAACAAUGUCACAGGGACAAGAGCUGGAGCAGGUGCAAUGCUUCGGCCGCAAGAAGACGGCGGUGGCGGUUACCUACUGCAAACGAGGUCGCGGCCUUAUCAAGAUCAAUGGUUGCCCCAUCGAGCUCGUCGAACCGGAAAUCCUCCGGUUCAAGGCUUUUGAGCCGAUCCUCCUUCUCGGGAAGAGCCGGUUCGCGGGAGUGGAUAUGCGAAUCCGCGUCAACGGUGGUGGUCACACCUCCCAGAUUUACGCCAUUCGUCAGAGCAUUGCCAAAGCCCUGGUCGCCUUCUACCAGAAGUACGUGGACGAACAGAGCAAGAAGGAGAUCAAGGACAUCCUCGUUCGCUAUGACCGCACGUUGCUCGUUGCGGACCCCAGGCGCUGCGAGCCUAAGAAGUUCGGUGGUCGCGGUGCUCGAGCCAGGUUCCAGAAGUCUUACCGUUGAGAGAGGAGGAAGGUGUUUUCGUGUUUUGUUUCGGUUCAUGUUUUAUGCUGUGGAAAACAAUUUUUGUUGGUGAAUUUUGUACGUCUAUAAUUUUGAUGGCUUUUGAUGGCUUUUUCUUAUUGGUUGGAUGCUCUGCUAUUUUUAUUCAAUAGGGACGAAUUGAAUUAUGGAAUAUAUUAAGAUGAAAUCUUUUGCCUUA
Vigna unguiculata (cowpea) is the source of this 708-nucleotide messenger RNA. Its product is annotated as small ribosomal subunit protein uS9-like. Gene Ontology annotation, cellular component: cytosolic small ribosomal subunit; ribosome. Gene Ontology annotation, molecular function: RNA binding; structural constituent of ribosome. Gene Ontology annotation, biological process: maturation of SSU-rRNA from tricistronic rRNA transcript (SSU-rRNA, 5.8S rRNA, LSU-rRNA); translation. The record is from RefSeq and is a predicted model, not a curated record. NCBI's taxonomy places the organism in Eukaryota, Viridiplantae, Streptophyta, Magnoliopsida, Fabales, Fabaceae.